AUGAGUUAUUUAUCCCAAUCCAGUCGAAUAACUUUCUUAUUAAUUUAACUUAAAUCCAAAGCCUUAAUUACACCUGACUAAUACUCUAGACUUUGUGAUUACGCUGCCAAUGAUAACCCACAAUUAAAACAAUUAAUUAAUUCAUAUGAAAAUGGUUUAUCAUAGAGUGACCUUAUUGAUCAACUUUCCAAAAUGCUUAUUACUUAAAAUGGUAAUGAAAAUAUCAUUAAAUCCUAUUUGUAAGUUUAUUCACUUAUCUAUUAGUGAUUCUAUUAUCAUUAUUUCCAAAUAACUCAAAAGCAAAAUUAAAGAGUUUUAUCGUGAAAUUAAGGUAAAUCGAAUUUAAUUUUUAUCUUAGCAAGAUAUCAAUCAUAUUUAUAAAGAAUGUUUUCUAGCUCAAUAACAGGAAGUUAAGAAUCUCAUUAGAUUGAUUCUUAAGCAAUUUUAUAUUCAAGAAUUUAGCUUAGUACAUUUUAACGAAAAUCAAUAUCAUUUUCUUACAAAUAGUUUUGAAUCAAUUAUAAUUUAAAAUGCUUAAGAUAUUCAAUAAUUCACUUAAUCAUAAUCCUCUCAAUAAUUCAUAAAGACUUCAUCAGAAUUUUUUAGUUUAUUGAAAAUUGAAAAAUUACCAUAAUAUUUUGUCAUAUCAAAUAAAGAUGUAUUUUUUUUCACAUUUGCUGAUAAAAUGAAUAGCAAAUUUAAACAAUAUUUUAUGAUUACUUAACUCUAUAAACAUAUCAUUUCUAUUUUGAAAUAAGGAUGCUAAAUAUUAAUAUUAAAAAAACUCUAGGCUAUCAGAAUGGAAAUAUUGCAAAUAGUUUCAUAAACAAUAUAUCUUUAAACUUACAAACUAGUAUUUCAUAUUUUGAUUUAAAUAAUGAAAUAAUUUAAUUUGCCAAAUUUUAUUAGUCAAAAUGAUAAUGAAUAAUUUUAAAAAUAAGAAUUGACUAAUUAUUUAAUGUUAAUUUUCAAAAGUGAAUGGAAUUUUGUUAGUAUAGAUUUAGAUGGGAAUCUUUCAGACUAAUUAAAAGAAAAGAUAAAGAGCACAUUUAAGAAAAGUAUAAAAAGAUAUAGUAAAAAAUUGAAAUAGAAAAAGAAUUUGCUUGAAUCUUUCUAAUAAGUAACUUAACAUAAUGAAAUGAUUAUGUGUUUAUUCUUUAACAAUUUCUUAUAGUUGUAUUAUAUAACUGUUCAAUGGAAUCACGAUUAAUUUGUGUAAAGUAUUUAACUAAAUUUAGAUCUCGAUUUAAAUUAUCUAAAGAAAUAAAUUAUGGGGAUGCAAUUUACAAAAUAUUUGAGAAAAAUUAAAUAAUAAUUUUAAAAGUAAAAGAAUUAAUUGAAUCUAAAAAUGAUCAUUUGGAGUUUAAUGAUGGAUUUUAUAAAUUUUCAAUGAAAGUUGAGAGAAGUAUAAAAUAAGAAAUAAAGUAAAUUUCAGUUUAUUUAUUUAAUAUGUAAUUGAAAAGGUAUCUUAUUUAUAAUUUAUAAGACCACUUAAUGAAUUAUUAUAAAUAUUUCGAAGAAAGGUGAAAAUAUUAUUAACACUUAAGAGGGCAACAAUGGCAUUUAAAUAAAAGCAACUUAUAAUGGAAAAUUAGUUUUUUUAAUAAUCAGCUUUGGUAAUGUAUUUACCAGAUAAUGAUAUGAGAAGAUUAACUCGUGUUUAUAAUAAUAAUGAUUAAUUAUUGGAGAAAUAUAGAGCUUAUAUAAUGAAGAAGAAAUAAAAGAAACUAGAAUAGAUUUUAGCUAAAUAUUAGGAAAAGGAUAAGAAAAAUCCAGAAGGACGUUAAAUUUCAAUAGAUCCUAAUUUAUAAUAAAAAUUAUUGGAUUAUGAAUUCAAUUUAUUAAAUAAGAAAUAAUUUAAGAAUAAGUUUACAAUAGUGUAUAAUAUAUUUGAUAUGUGUGAAUAUGGUAAAUAAUAUCCCAUAAAGAAUAAGGAGUUUAUAAAUUUUUUGACAGCUUUAAAAUACAAAUAUAAUAAAACAUCAAAUCCAUUUCAUAAUUUUACUCAUGGAGUGAAUGUAAUGCAUGGAUGUUUUCUUUUUGCUCAUCAUUAAAAAUUUGGAUUAUAUUUUAAUGAUUUAUAAAGAUAUGCAAUGACAUUAGGAGGAUUAUGUCAUGAUGUAGGACAUCCUGGAAUGAAUAAUUUAUUUUAGAUAAAUGCUUAAACUAAAUUAACUUUGAUAUAUAAUGAUAAAUCAGUAUUAGAGAAUCAUCAUAUAGCAGUAACUUAUUAAUUAUUGGCUCUAAAAUAAUGUGAUUUUUUAGUUGCUUUGCCUAGAGCAGAUAAAUUAAUGAUUAGAAAAUAUAUUGUUAAUAAUGUUUUAGCCACUGAUAAUUAAUAUCAUUUUAAAUUAUCAAAUGAUAUUGAAAUAAGAUUUGCUUAGUCUUAAGGGGAUCCUAAAAUAUUUUGUAUAUAGAAUUUAUAUAUAUUAGAAUCUGAAGAAAAUAAAAUUUUAUUAAGUGGAUACUUAACUCAUGCAGCCGACUUCUUUGGAGCAGCUAAAUCUUAUUAAAUUUCAAGAUAAUGGAGUGAAAAAUUAAGAAGAGAAUUUUAAGCCUAAGUAAAUUUGAUCUAAUAUAAUUUUAAAGUCUUAAUUAGAAGAUAUUGUAGGUAUCGCUUAGACUCCAUAUCUCAGAAAUCUUGAUGAUGAUGUUUAAUAUGCCAAAAAUGAAGUUGGAUUCUUAAAAGUAAUUGUUAAACCAAUUUAUGAAUCUUUAAAUCAAUUCUCUGAUGGAGCAAUUUCAUUAUAAUUGGCAAAUAUCAAUCUUAGUAUCAAAAAAUAUUAAGAGAUAGUUGAUUCAUAAUAAUCAUGA
Molecule: messenger RNA, 2814 nt
Organism: Paramecium sonneborni
Lineage: Eukaryota; Ciliophora; Oligohymenophorea; Peniculida; Parameciidae
Source: the annotation of a GenBank genome assembly